UUGUGUUCUAUCUUACCACACACAACUUGACUGGUUUCAAACUGCGACUUUCUAAUCUCGUUGCCGGUCUGGGAUUAUCAUAUUUUCGUGACAGAGAUGUGCCUAAAGUAUCACUCUAUGAUAAAGAACUGAAAACCAAACGAUCUGAUGUCGAAGUUCUGAAGAAAACAGUACUAAUUGUUGAUAUUUGAAGACCAAUUUGGCACGAUAAUAACAGCUGAGAGAAGGACGACUGGUGGUAGUUUUAAAUUGAUUUGAAAUGACGAUCGCGAUGAGACGGUAAUAAAUGACCGUAUUCAAGACAGAAGAAAAAUGCAAGUCAUUUGUAUAAGAAAAAGAUGCCUUAAAUUAUCUACUUCGAGUGAGUUAUAAAGGAAUAUCUGCUUGGGUUUGAGUGUUCGGAUUGGUUAUGAAUGACAAGAGGAAUAUGGUCUUUAUUGCCUUAUUAACCUCGAUGAUUCUAACCGCUGGUCAUUCAACAAGUGUUUGCUUUGCUGAUUUUCAAGAACAGUUGAAUUGAAUUCGUUUGCCGGGUGAUCAGAUGUCUCCAGUGCAAGGAUUCUUCCUUAAUGUGUACAAACAAGUUUGCAUUGUUCUUAUCACCGUGACAACCUUCCUGUAUCUGUACUACGCAUGCUCAGUGAUUCACUUCGAGCGCCAUCACCGGCUCGACAUUCAACCACCAAUCAAAUCCAACCAAAGAAUCUGCAAAGACGUUCUCAGUUCUGCUACUGAAGGCCGUUGGAAAUUACGACUACACACAUCAACAACUGCCUUARAAGCUCGUAGGCAACUGGACAUGAUUCUUCGUCAACGGAAAGGUUGGCCGAGGACGCUCUGGCAUGGCGAUCUACGGUGUGGCUGGGAAUACCCCUUGCCAAGACCCAAUUACAUCAACUCAUCUGGAUCAGUUAUAUUUGAUAUUCAAGGACAAUGUGAUCCACAGUCAGAUGCACCCUGCUGUAAUGGCGUCAAGGGGUGGUGUGGAAUUGGGACCAGUUUUUGUGAAUGCAAGAAUUGUAUUGAUUUUAGGAACUAUCUUCCAGCAGAGCUUUCUGAUUGGAAGCCCAGAAGUGGUUGCUUGGUAACCAGCUUCUCACAAACCAGAGCAUGCGCGCUCAUAAAUGACCGCAUGUCGUACAUUACUUUCAUGGGAGACUCGCUGGUACGACAUUUAUUCUCAUCCGUGCUGUUAAUUUUGACAAAUGAUUUCAAACACGGAGCACUCAAAAAGACGGCGCUUUCGAAAUUCAAGAAAUUCUGUCGUGGAGACAGCCAGUUCAUCGAUAGCAUGUGCCACGUGUAUAUAGCGAUGAGAUGGAAAGACAUAUCAAUGCACCCUACGUUUUGUCCCCAAGCUAAUCCACUUAAGUUUAAGCUAGACUUUAUCGAGGCCUACAACAUCAAGCAUGCACCUGUGGCACUUAAGAUGGUCAAACGGCAGCUCUCAAGACGAGGGUCUGUGAUGUUUAUUGGGAUCGGUAUACAUAACAGUUUUAAUGCUAGUUUGGUCAUCGAAUCUUAUCUUGAACCGAUCGUAAAACUCUUGUCUAAGUCACGUAAUGGAUGGCCACACCUUGUAUGGCUGACUACCCAUUCUGCGGGACCCCUGAAGCCGCGUUCGUACUACCAACGACAAGGAAACCAUGCAAUACUCGCAUAUAAUUCAAAACUGAUCGAAUACUGCAGGAGGGUUAACAUAACGGUGUUAGAUACGUUUAACUUGACCCAAGGGGUACAUAGUUUUGAUGGUACUCAUUAUGGCUUUGGGGUAAAUAUGAUGAAAGCGCAGGUCGUAUUGAAUUAUUUGAGAGAAAAGUUUGGUUCUAAAACAUGACUUAGCGGAGUAAAAACCAUUAGAGUCGAAAGACAACGGUGCCGUUAACAAUGGAUGCUAAAAAGAAAUCUUUUGUUAAAUGGCACCAACGCUCCCCGAAAGGAAGCGAUGAUGUAACCCCGGUCCAAUCGAAGAAUGAGCGAAUGGGAGGUCUUCUCUUGUACAUUAAUUUGUCUCGGUGAUUUUUGGGUGUUUCGAAGCCAAAUAAUCUACCCGGAGCCCAGCCACGUUAUUCGUAAUACUGAUUUACAGAAAAUUGUAAAUAAAUGUGUUUUUGGUACGAAUUUUUGUU
This is a messenger RNA of Actinia tenebrosa (Australian red waratah sea anemone), 2129 nucleotides long. RefSeq lists its product as uncharacterized. The record is from RefSeq and is a predicted model, not a curated record. Lineage: Eukaryota; Metazoa; Cnidaria; Anthozoa; Actiniaria; Actiniidae.